UGCGGGUGUACUUUGGACGGAGGCCUCCGACGGGAGUGGACGAUGCGAGGAGGGUCCGGUCAGGGUGGACCCCGCCCAACGGCCCUCCGGACGGAGCGCCCAAAACCCCGAGGUCCUCAGCGGGCGGGUCGUCACUCGGGCGCAGAGUCCGGGGGCAAAUGGGACUGUGGCCUGUCAGGCGCCUGCGGUUGGAUCCCUUCCUGCUGACCUGCCACACGCUCAGCCAGGCCGGACCGGAGCGGCCCCCAUCAUGGGCUGGGGAGCCGGCGGGAGCUGCACCCCGCGCCCGCCCAUCCACCAGCAGUCGGCACCCGAAACCCGAGUGGUCGCUGUGGUGUUCCUCGGCCUCCUGCUGGACCUCCUGGCCUUCACCUUGUUGCUGCCCCUGCUACCUGCGCUGCUGGAGAGCCACGGCCGUGCGCAGGAUCCUCUUUAUGGCUCGUGGCAGCGCGGGGUGGACUGGUUUGCUGCAGCUAUUGGGAUGCCAGCCGAGAAGAGGUACAACAGUGUCCUGUUCGGAGGUCUGAUUGGCUCCGUCUUCUCCUUCCUGCAGUUCCUCUCAGCGCCCCUCACAGGGGCCGUCUCUGACUGCCUGGGGAGGCGCCCGGUGAUGCUGCUGUCCCUGGCAGGCCUGGCCACCUCGUAUGCCGUGUGGGCCACUUCGAAGAGCUUUGCGGCCUUCCUGGUCUCCAGGAUGAUUGGGGGCAUCAGCAAGGGGAACGUCAGCCUCUCCACCGCCAUUGUCGCCGACCUGGGCUCGUCUCCUGCCCGCAGCAGGGGCAUGGCAGUCAUCGGAGUGGCCUUCUCUUUGGCCUUCACGCUGGGCCCCAUGGUUGGCGCCUCCCUGCCCGUGGAGACGGCGCCCUGGUUGGCCCUGCUCUUCGCGGUCUCCGAUCUGCUGUUCAUCUUCUGCUUCCUGCCGGAGACGCUGCCCCCAGAGAAGCGGGCACCGUCCAUCACGCUGGGGUUCCAAGCUGCUGUUGACCUGCUCAGCCCCCUGGCCCUGCUUUGCUUCUCAGCUGUGGCACGUGGCCCGGACCCGCCCACCGGAGUCAGGCUGGGCAGCCUGCGCCUGCUGGGCCUGGUCUACUUCCUCUAUCUCUUCCUGUUCUCGGGCCUGGAGUUCACGCUGAGCUUUCUCGUGCACCAGCGCUUCCAGUUCAGCAGCCUAGAGCAGGGAAAGAUGUUUUUCUUCAUCGGCCUCACGAUGGCCACCAUCCAGGGCGCCUACGCCCGGCGGAUCAGCCCUGGCGGGGAGAUCGCAGCUGUGAAGCGGGCCAUCCUGCUGCUCGUCCCCGCCUUCCUCCUCAUCGGUUGGGGGCACACGCUGCCCGUGCUGGGCCUGGGGCUGCUGCUCUACUCCUUCGCCGCUGCCAUCGUGGUGCCCUGCCUGUCCUCCGUGGUCGCCAGCUACGGCUCUCCCGGGCAGAAGGGCGUGGUCAUGGGCACGCUGCGGAGCUUGGGCGCCCUGGCCAGGGCUCUGGGGCCCAUGGUGGCCGCCUCAGCGUACUGGCUGGCCGGGGCGCAGGGCUGCUACACCGUGUGCGCGGGGCUCUUCCUGCUCCCCUUCUCCCUCCUGCGGAAGCUGAGGCCUCCGGCAGGGACGCUCAAGGCCGAGUAGCUGAACCACGCCUACCCCAGAGCGGGGCAGCCCACGCAGGGAGUGGGAGGGAGGCCUGGGCCUGGACGGCUCGCACUGCCCGUCUGGCCCCUUCCUCCCCGCCCCCCAGCCCGGGGCGGCCCAGGACUCGCACCUGUGCCUGUGACGCUCCUGUGUGGACCUGCCUGCUGGGAUCAGACUCCAAAAUCUUCCAGGCUUUCUGUUCACUUGUCUUUUAUACUUAUUGACACACAGGGUAUCAGCCAGGCCUCUGAAUGACCAAAUAAAGCAGCUGUUUUAUACCCAG
This is a messenger RNA of Mesoplodon densirostris (Blainville's beaked whale), 1907 nucleotides long. It is a transcript of the gene SLC75A1, whose product is annotated as major facilitator superfamily domain containing 10. Gene Ontology annotation, cellular component: brush border membrane. The transcript has 13 exons. NCBI's taxonomy places the organism in Eukaryota, Metazoa, Chordata, Mammalia, Artiodactyla, Ziphiidae. The coding region runs from base 251 to 1621 and encodes 456 amino acids. The record is from RefSeq and is a predicted model, not a curated record. Gene Ontology annotation, molecular function: transmembrane transporter activity. Gene Ontology annotation, biological process: transmembrane transport.